AUUAAAAAUGAAAAAAGAAAAGAAAGUCGUCAAGGCAGUAUCUUGUUGGAUCGUCCUUAGGAAAAUUAUGAAGUGGAUUAAUAUCCUUUUCUCUUUGGCGGUGGUAGGUUUAGGUAAUUAAUCAAUUUAUGAAAGGAAUCUAUAAGUAUACAGAUGGCAAUUUUAACAAUUUUGCAGAUGUGUUCAUUCCAUUCUAUUUGAUAGGAUUUGGAGUUUUAUUAAUAUUUGCAGAAGCAGAAUGGAUAAUAUUAAUCAAGCACUUUAAAUUUUUAGAUAAUUAUUUUGGAAGGUAUAGAUGACACAAUAUUAUUAGAGGGUUUUACAAUAUAUUUUUGGGAACAAUGCUUCUAAACAUCAUUAGUAUUAAUACUGAAGGUGAUGCUGAUAGAAAUGUUACCUGGGUAUUGGUCGUUAUUGUUUCUUCAACCAUGGCUUUUGUUGGAGUAAUGGAGAUAUUUCUCUAUAUUUGCCACUGUGGAGCUACAAGUAAAACAUACGCAAAAUAUGAUGAAAAAUAAGAUUUGAAUAAAAAACUCUUAAAGGAAGAGGAUACCCAAAAAGUUUCCUAAAAUGUUCGUAGUGAAAUCGAUAUAAGAUAUUCUAUGUCUCUAAAACCCCAAAACUCUGUUUUACCAUAAUAGCAAUAAAUGCCAAAUUAAGAUGAUUAAAAUCCUGCAAUGUAUUAUACAUCAGAGCAAAUCUACAAAAUGUAGUAAAAUCCAGAAGAAUAUUCCAUAUGGCUCAAGUAAUAGUUAAAAGCGACAGAAUCAAAGUUGCCAUUAAAGUAAGCACCAUUAGGAAAUUCUUAUUUAUGA
Molecule: messenger RNA, 815 nt
Organism: Paramecium sonneborni
Lineage: Eukaryota; Ciliophora; Oligohymenophorea; Peniculida; Parameciidae
Source: the annotation of a GenBank genome assembly